Messenger RNA from Puccinia graminis f. sp. tritici CRL 75-36-700-3, 1033 nucleotides. RefSeq lists its product as uncharacterized. Gene Ontology annotation, biological process: negative regulation of glycolytic process; fructose 1,6-bisphosphate metabolic process; negative regulation of programmed cell death. Lineage: Eukaryota; Fungi; Basidiomycota; Pucciniomycetes; Pucciniales; Pucciniaceae. The transcript is spliced from 5 exons. Gene Ontology annotation, molecular function: fructose-2,6-bisphosphate 2-phosphatase activity. The record is from RefSeq and is a predicted model, not a curated record. The coding region runs from base 131 to 775 and encodes 214 amino acids. Gene Ontology annotation, cellular component: cytosol.
UCGGAGGAAGAUCUGGAUUCCGCUCAACUCAGACUCAGACGAGUUCAACCCAUGAAGACCCCAGCAGGCAUCAGCUGACAGCAGGUGAAGGUCAAAGAAACCUUGGAAAGAAUAACAAGAACAGAGUAAAAUGCUGAUCACUCUAAUACGUCACGGUGAAACCGAUGACAAUCGAAAUCAAAUCAUUCAAGGACAUAAGGAUACCCCUUUGAAUGAGCUGGGUAUUCAGCAAGCUCGAUUGACCGGUCAAUUUCUACACCAGUCUCAGAUUGGAUUCGAUCAGAUUUGGUCUAGCGAUUUACAACGGGCUCAGAAGACAGCCCAAGUAAUCUCUGAACAAAUCAAGGAUCCACCAUCCCUAAAAACCGACCCACGGUUACGAGAAAGAUUCUUAGGUGACUUGGAAGGUAAACCAAGAGAACCUAGAAACAGUCGAGUCAACUCACAAUCCGCAGAACCGCCUCACUCAGUACUCUCAAGAUUACUAGAUUUUUGGAAUGAUCAGAUCAUCAACAGUCCCAACACCGAUCGAGUUUUGAUUGUCAGUCAUGGUGGAGCACUACGAUCGUUAAUCGAAUCAGGAUUGAUCAACCGUCUAGGUUAUCAAACUCCAACGGAUUACUCGGGGGAUUGCAGCUUUGCUAAUUGUUCAAUCACUACUGUCGAAAUCACCAGCCAGUCUAAAUCAAUCAAAUCCAUCGCAAGCGUCGAUCAUCUUCAAGGCAAAAUCCAGGCUUCCAACCUCAACGCUGAUGAUCUCAACAGUCAAGCCUAGUUCAGCCUUUUUUUAAAAAUCCAAAGCACCAAGUAGAUUGAUUCUUCAUCCUGGUAUUGUUCAGUUGUCCAUCUUUGACACAUCAGAACAAAAUAAAAUAGAGCUUGCUUGUAUUGCCUUGGCUUUUGGUUGAUUUGUUCCUUUUUUUCUCUUGCAUUUUUUUCCAUCACAGCCUUGCAUUGAAAAGAUUGUAAAAAGCUGAAAGAAUACUUUGAGCUGAUGACCGAAUAGAUCAAUGUACAUGAUACAAAGGUGAAA